UAUAUGUUUAGAUUGAAAAUAAGAAAUGUAUGAUUCAUUCCCUACAUUAUUACAUAUAUAUAUAUAUAUCAAUCACUAUUGCCGAUAGGCGAUGGUUGUAUAAGUUUGACUUAUUAUGUCAUCAGAUAACAGUUAAUUUCCUUAUUAAACUGGUGAAACUUAUCUUAGAAUAGUUUAAAUUAUUUCCUGAGCAUUAGAUUUUGCCUUUUUUUCCUUUUUGGCCUUGCAGACCUUCUGAGCAAGAGAAACAGCUUAGCCCUUUUUAACUAAAAGAAUUAGCAAACCAUAAUAAAGUAAUCAGAGUUGGUGACAAUGUGUUGCACGUUAAUUCACUUGCGUUAAAAAAUGAAGAAUCAUACGGUUUAAAACAUGAGAAUUUGGCAAAAUUUGACAUUUUUGUCCAUUAAUUAAUUCAAAAAUUAUUAGUAUUUUACAUCAUUUAGUAUUUAACAGUAACCCAUAAAGUAACAAGAGUAGGUGAAAAUGUGCUGCAGCCAUGAAUUUAUUUGACUUUAAAAACAAGAGUCGCAAACAAAAUCCGUGAACGUAUUAUAAAUUUAUAAUCAUGUGUAGAUAAAGAAUAAUAUAAAACGUGUAUUUUGCAAUCAUCAAAACCCCUUAUAAUUAGAAAACAAUGGUCAGAGAUUUAUUUAUUACAAAAUAAUUUUGAUAUUUUAUUGUUAGUUCGUUAAUUUGUCUUAGUCCAAUUAGCUGUCGUGUUAUUAACUAGCUUGACCUUAAUGAAUCUAAUAAUAAGGUUUGGACAGAAACCAAGUGGAUUUGACAUUUUGACCCAAAAAAAGAAGAAAGAAACCUAGUAAUCAGUCAUGUAAUACGGCCUUCAGGUCAGUAUUAAUUCCCACCACCACCACUAAAUUAAUUAAGUCUUAAAGUAACGAUAAAUAUUCUAAAACAAAAUGUGAUUUUUUUCUAAAAAAUUAUUACAGCUAUAAUACUCCCGAUGUUUCAUUUUAUGUGAUGUUUAAAGAGAAUGCAGACAAAUUAAAGUGUAAAUUUCUAUACAAUUUUUUUUGGUUAAAUAAAAAUAUCAUUAAAUAAAAUGGUUCAACCAAUUAAAAAAUCAGUAUUAUGUAAUUGGUUACAAAUUUCAAACAAUAUUAAACUUUCAUCUAUAAUAAUAAAAAAAUUACAAUAAAAGUAUUUUCUUUAACAUCAAGCAAACUGAAACAAAGAAACUAUAUUUUUUGAAAAUACACAAAAUAUUGUUUAUUGCAAUUUAUAUAUACAGAUGCACAAAAGGAUCAUUUAAUCUGAUAUACGAAACCGAAAAUCUAGUACUAUAAAUCGGCUAGAUGUAGUUUUAUUUUCUUAAAGUAUAUAUUAUCUAACUAAAGAGGUAUUUAAUAAAUGGCGAAAAUACAAAGUUGAUGGAGUGUUACCAAAAAAAAAAAAAAAUACAAAGUUGAUGGGAUCGUAUAUAUACUGAAGCCGAGCCGAGCCGAUAAGCUGCUUUGAAGACACAUGUUUUUCUUGGAACGAUCAGAGACUCUUUGCAUAUCUAGUGUGAUCAUGUGUACCCACAACCUCUGCUCUUUCUCCCGCUAUAUAUAUCGUCUCCCUCGUUUCUCUAUCCUCUGUGUAUCUCUCUCUAUAUCUUCUCUGAACCUGUAGCCGACGCAAACAAGAAUAAGCAAAAGGCAGUGAACAAAGAAGAUAAACUUCUUUAACUCGUUCAUUUGCUGUACUCUCGACUAUGAGGAUUGUACGUUCUUCGGAGAAGUUCUCGGCGGAGCUAAAGGAGUUCAUGUGCGCCGCUGUGCAGAGGAGGAGAGACGACGAUGGUUUCCGAGGCUCCAGAGGUGGUAAGUCAAGAAAUGCGAUGGAUCUUGAUUCCGACAACGGAAACAGAUUGGUUUGUGUUACCGGCGGUGUUUCUUACCUUGGUCGCGCCAUUGUCAAGCGUCUUCUUGUUCAUGGAUACUCCGUGAGAAUCGUUGUUGAUUGUCCAGAGGACAAAGAGAAAGUGAGUGAGAUGGAAGCUGAUGCUGAAACGGCGUCGUUUGGCAACAGGAUUACGUCAGUGGUAUCACGGUUAACAGAGACAGAGAGUUUGAUUAAAGCGUUCGACGGUUGUGAUGGCGUUUUCCACACCGCAGCAUUUGUCGAUCCAGCUGGGAUCUCUGGUUACUCGAAAUCAAUGGCGGAGUUAGAAGCAAAAGUGAGUGAAAAUGUAAUAGAAGCAUGUACAAGAACAGGGUCAGUGAGAAAAUGCGUCUUCACAUCAUCUCUCUUAGCAUGUGCUUUGAAAGACAAUUCCCUUAACGAUCUUGAUCACUCUAUUAUCAAUGAAGAAAGCUGGAGCGAUGAACAGCUCUGCGUCCAUAAUAAGCUUUGGUAUGCACUUGGAAAAUUGAAAGCCGAGAAAGCUGCUUGGAGAAUCGCAGAUUCAAAAGGAUUAAAGCUUGCCACUAUCUGUCCUGCUCUUAUCACUGGUCCUGACUUCUUCCAACUUAACUCCACUUCAACCUUGGCUUAUCUCAAAGGAGCAAAAGAUAUGUACCGCAACAGAUUAUUAGCUACAAUGGAUGUGAAUCGGUUGGCUAAAGUUCACGUCCGUUUAUGGGAAGGUUUGGGUAAUAAAACCGCCUUUGGUAGAUACAUUUGUUUCGAUACCAUUCUCUCAAAAGAUGGUGCGGAAAAGCUUGCUAAAGAUAUUGGUGCUCAAAUCGAAAAGAUUUGCGGUAGUAGCGACGAUUCUGAAGAAAACGCAGAAACUUCAUCUACUCCUCAAAUAUCAGACAAAAAGCUUUUAGAUCUUAUGUCAAGAACUCUACGAAGUUGCUAUCAUGAAAGUUAGCUAGAGCCUAGAGUCGACAAAAAACUAAAAGGAGCAGUUUGAGAUAAUGAUGUAAUGUUUGCUCUUAUUCUUUUCUUCUUUGCUAUGGCAUCAUGCUUUUAUUAUAUCCUCUAUAAUCAUUAUUACUAUACGAAUGUGGCUUUUGUGUGGAGGAGGUUGUUGUAAAGGGCGGUAGAGUUGGUAUUAGUUGAAAAUUAAUAUAUUGAUUUGCCAA
Brassica rapa (field mustard) is the source of this 3032-nucleotide messenger RNA. RefSeq names its product cinnamoyl-CoA reductase-like SNL6. NCBI's taxonomy places the organism in Eukaryota, Viridiplantae, Streptophyta, Magnoliopsida, Brassicales, Brassicaceae. Gene Ontology annotation, molecular function: oxidoreductase activity, acting on the CH-OH group of donors, NAD or NADP as acceptor. The record is from RefSeq and is a predicted model, not a curated record.